AUGGAGAAGACCCAGCUCCGUCGACCGAGGUCGGUCGCUGUUGUGGGAACGGGCAUGGCGGGCUUGACCACGGCACAUCUGUUACAUCAGGACCGCGAGAAGCGCUAUCAAGUCACACUGCUCGAAAAGCGCGACCAAAUCUCCUUGAGCGCGGAGUCGAUCUCGGUUCCAUCCAAGGAGAAGAAUAAUCCAGCCAUUUGGGCUGAUGUACCCAUGCGUGCAUUUGCGGGUGGUUUCUACCAGAACCUGAUUCGCAUGUAUGACUACCUGGCCGUCAACUACCAUGCACAACCAUUCCUCUUCAGCUUCACGAGGUUACCGAAACCCCAGGACUCAUCGACGACGUCUUGCAUUCCAGGACCAUCGAUGGUUUAUGCAUCUAAUUUCCACCAGGUACCACCGGUACCGCGGACAGUGGACUUGAUUCACUGGCUUGUGGAGGCAGUGUAUGCCUUGGCCUGCUAUGUCUGGUUCACUUUCUGCUGCUUUUUCGUUGCGCCUCAUGAAGAAGACCAGAAGACUGGAGCGCCUAGCGAGUCUCUAGAUCACUAUCUGCGCCGUAUUUGGCUUCCACAAACCUACGUGGUCAACUACCUGCUCCCCCUCAUCUCAAGCGUAUGCACCUGCUCACACCAUGAGCUCCUAUGUUUUCCCGCUUCCGAUGUCCUGGCAUACAAACGACAGACCCACAGUCAGCAACAUUUUGUCGUCACCUCUGGGGUCCAAUCUGUCCAACAGAAGCUUUUGCAGGGCAUAGACGUUCGACUCGGCAUUAAUUUGACCCAAGUCACCCCUCAAAACGAAGGCGUCCAGAUCACAUACUCCGCAGCCGAUGAACAGACAACAUCGGAAUACUUCGACCUGGUCGUCCUCGCCGUCUCCCCCGAUGUAGCAGCAUCGCUGUUUUCCCCAUUAAACUCUCAACUCUCCGCCAUCCCCACAACAACAGUCGAAACAGUCGCGCAUACCGACGAAACAAGCAUCCUCCCAAUGCUCCGUGCGACAUCUUCACUAUCCCUCAAAAAACGAAACUCCGACCUUAGCUCCCGAACACAACGCAUCCAUUUCUUCUCCAACGACUGCAUCACCGAAGCAGUACACGAACAGCCCAAUUCCAUCCUCGUCACUACCAACCCCCUCUUCCCCCUCGAUAAGUCAAAAAUUAUCCGCUCGGCCAAUUUCACCCGCGUUCUUCGCAGUCCGCAGAGUCGCAUGUUCAUCAACUCGAUCUUUCGAGAUCGCAGCCAGCGCAAGGUCUCCCCGUAUUCUUGGCACAGUGGUGACAACGGCGUCUACCUAGCUGGCGGGUGGUGCUGGGAUGGAAUGGUUCUGCUUGAGGGAUGCAUUGUGUCUGCGAUGCGGGUCGCUGCUGAUCUCGGUGUUACAGUACCAUGGGAUAGUGCCGAGUAA
Penicillium atrosanguineum is the source of this 1410-nucleotide messenger RNA. RefSeq lists its product as uncharacterized. Lineage: Eukaryota; Fungi; Ascomycota; Eurotiomycetes; Eurotiales; Aspergillaceae. The transcript is spliced from 2 exons. The record is from RefSeq and is a predicted model, not a curated record. Bases 1 to 1410 code for a protein of 469 amino acids. Gene Ontology annotation, molecular function: oxidoreductase activity.